AGGGAAGGCAGGACGUUCCCCCCCAUCCCACAUCUGGGCUGGAGCCUGUUUACUGGGAGGCUGCAAUUAGAAGGCUCCUUGAAAUGGCAUAAAGUGAUUCUCUGAAUGCUCCUGCAUCUCUGUCUCUGCAAGUGUAGGGAAAUGUGGCCCUGUGUUCCCACUCUAUUCUUUACGCUGCUGUUGGUCUCCUCUAAUGGAGGUUAUGGACAAGAGGAAGAAGAAGAAGAAGACUAUGAUAACCCAUCAGAGAGCGUACUGCAGGACAUAAAACCAACCUCCAAAUCAUUGCUGUGUCCCAAGGACUGUACCUGCACGCAGGAAGGGGUAGUGGACUGUGCAGGAGUGGAUCUGAAGGAGUUUCCUAUAGACCUUCCAGAAUUUACAAAUCACCUAUCUCUGCAGAAUAACCAAAUAGAAGAGAUUCCUCCUGAGGAUCUGAGCAGACUUUACAAAUUAGAGACCCUCAACUUGCAGAACAAUCGCCUGACUUCUAGAGGAAUUCCUGAUGACCUUUUUGAACAGCUGGAAAAUCUCAGUUAUCUCUACUUGGCCAACAAUAAGUUAACUCUGGCACCCCGCUUCCUCCCAAGCUCACUGAUGAGUGCGGACUUUGCAGCCAAUUAUAUAACCAGAAUCUACGGAAUGACUUUUGGGCAUAAACCAGGUUUACGGUCUGUAUAUCUGCACAACAAUAAAUUGACAGAUGCUGGUCUACCGGACAACAUGUUCAACCAAUCAAACAACGUGGAGACCCUUAUCAUGUCCAGCAACUUCCUGAAGUAUGUUCCCAGGAACCUGCCUGCUGCAUUAUACAAGCUGCAUUUGAGGAACAAUAAGCUGGAAAAGAUUCCAGAGGGCGCAUUUAGUCAUCUAUUUGGUUUGCGAGAGCUCUACCUGCAGCACAAUCUCUUGACAAAUGACGGGAUGAACAAUGAGACAUUUGGGAAGCUGACCAGACUUGAGUACCUAGAUCUAUCGAGCAAUGGCCUGACUCAUGUUCCCAGUGGGCUACCGCGUAACAUUGUCAUACUUCAUUUGGAAAAAAAUAACAUUCGGUCUAUAGCGGUUGAUGUUUUAAUGCAGAUUAAAAACCUGGAGUAUCUUUUGCUCCAUAACAACAGACUGAGGGCUCGGGGCAUUCAUCCAUCAGCUUUUCAAGGUUUAAAGAAGCUGCACACUCUUCACAUGUACAACAACUUGCUGGAGAAGGUACCUGGAGGACUUCCUCGUAGAGUCAAGACACUGAUGCUUCUUCACAACCAAAUCACUGGCCUUUCCAAGGAUGACUUUAACACCACAUAUUUUAUUGAGGACCUGAAUCUGAGCUAUAACAAAAUUAUGAGUAGCUCAGUACAUAAAGAGGCGUUCCGCAAACUGAGGCUCCUAAAAACGUUGGACAUGUCAGGCAAUAAAUUAAAAUCUGUUCCAUAUGGGCUUCCAAAGAACUUGGAGAUCCUUAAAUUGAAAGAAAAUGAAAUUAGCUCUAUACCACAAGACACACUGGCUGGGAUGUCAAAGCUAAAAGAACUGUACCUAAGCUUCAAUAAACUUAAGAUCAGCUCUAUUUAUACAGGGGCCUGGGCAGAGCUCAGCAGUCUCCAGCUGCUUGAUCUGUCAACAAAUCAGCUGUCUUACGUCCCAUCGGACUUACCUGAGAGCCUUGAGUACCUGUACCUUCAGAGCAACAGGAUUGCCACAUUGUUUGACAGCGCCUUUGAAUCCAUUCCUAAUAUAAAAGGGAUCUUCCUCAGGUUCAACCUGCUAACUCCAGAAGCCGUAAAAGAAAGUGCAUUCCAUGGACUGGAUAAAUUGCAAGUUCUGGACAUUGAAAGUCAUUUAGCCUUACCAAAGGUGACCAAGCAGAAAAAGGAAAAAGAAACAGAAAAUUAUGAUGAUGAAGAGGAAGAGGAGGAGGAGGAAGACAGAUAAAGAUAAAACCUGUACUUCAUGUACGUUCAAUAAAACAGUUUAACCAGAUUAUAUUGGGCCAAAAUGAACCAAAAAGCCUUUUACUACACUAGGGUGAACCCUGUAGAUUUUACAGUAGAGCCUUAUUAAAAGAGAUCUAAAGUCUCAUAUUCAUCACCAAAAUUAAGAGGGGUUUAUGCCCCCAAAGAUAGCUGUGAAGAUUCACAGGCUACAGCUCUUCCCUACAUGGCUUUCCAAAAAUACAGCUAGGAAGGAGACGGCUGCUUAUUUAAAAUGGCUUGCUAACACUAAUUUUGUAUUUUUUCUUCCGUGACAGUAACACCUAAUAAAGGUUUUUCCUUUUCAGGUGUCUAGUGAACAGAUAAAGACUGUCAUACAACACCAUCUUCGUUCUAAUGACCUAUCUAGUGUGAUUUGCACCCUCUGCCUUCAUUUGUGUGCACAGUGGUUGUCCCGGGCCAUUCAAAAUGAGGGAUCAGAAUGAAUCUGCAUAAGAAAUGUGAUCUUUAUGGACCUUGCAAAAGCUGGCUUUUGUUAUAUUUUUAUAUUAUAUUACAUGUUAAGAAGUAAAUCCAUAGACAAGGUAAUCUUCCAGUCUGUAAUAACAAGAUCUUUUCAUUUCAGAUAUUAUAUUACAUGGUAGAGACCUUACUUCCAAGCAUGACAUAAAUUAUUUGUAUAGUUAUUUUGCCUCUAACAAUGCUUAGCCAGUAAAACAACACACAGAAUUAUGUGGUUAUCAUACAAAAUGUGGUAUGGAUAGGUAAGUAUGUGGUCACUAUGCUCUGUUUUAUCUUUGAACUUCAUUGACAAGGACUAAAAUUGGACCUUAUACCUCAGCCCAAGCACUUGCUUAUGAUUCUUUUUUUACAAAAAUAUCUUUAUUACUAUUUUAUAAAUUAAAUUUUAACUAAGGGAGUGAACAUUAAAGCUGAAUAUAUAAUAUU
Molecule: messenger RNA, 2876 nt
Organism: Rana temporaria (common frog)
Lineage: Eukaryota; Metazoa; Chordata; Amphibia; Anura; Ranidae
Gene: PODN
Product: podocan
Exons: 10
Coding region: 106-1929 (607 amino acids)
Molecular function (GO): protein binding
Source: RefSeq, a predicted model, not a curated record